AACUGAAAUUCAGCGCAAACGUGUAUCCGUUGUUCCAGAGGCGUUUCCCUCGCGAAUUCUUUGAUUCUAAUCGGACGUCGCCAUUUUCGACAAUUGAUCGCCGGUCUACGCUAUGUCGACGGUGCCUUUGACUCCGGCGGCUACCGGUUCUUCCUUUUCGCAGUACAACUACGCCAAUGGGACCUACUUUCCGACGCCAUUUCACCUCCAACAACCGCCGCAGCCUUACAUCGGUGCCGCCGCCGUGUAUCCUGCUCCUGUUCCUCUCCCUGGUACCCCUUUAGCUCAAUACCAACAAGCACAGCAGUUGUUUCAAAGGGUUGCGCAGACAAUUACACCAGAAGCGCUUCAGAAUGUGAAAGCUGCACUUGCAAGCAGUGAAAUUGAGCACAAAGCUGAGGCCAAGAAGAAAGCAGUGCCCCGUAAAGCUGCUGGGCAAACUUGGGAGGAUCCUACCCUUGCUGAUUGGCCAGAAAAUGAUCAUCGUCUAUUUUGUGGUGAUCUUGGAAAUGAGGUGAAUGAUGAUGUCUUAUCAAAAGCAUUUUCAAGAUUUCCUUCAUUUAACAUGGCCAGGAUGUUUGUUUCAAGUGCUUGGAGCCCUCAAAUGUCUCGUGCAAUAUCAUCACAGGUUGUGCGAGAUAAGCGGACAGGUAAAACCAAAGGCUAUGGAUUUGUAAGUUUUUCCAACCCUUCAGACCUUGCAGCAGCCCUUAAAGAAAUGAAUGGCAAAUAUGUUGGAAAUCGACCAAUCAAGCUUCGGAAGAGUAGGUGGCAAGACAGGAUUGACUAUGAAGCUCUAGAAAGGCAAAAGAACCAAUCUCAGAAGAAGGCCAAGCUGCCCAAGAAGAGUGUAUUGCACAAGUGAAUCCCAAAUUCCCAAUAUGCCCAUGAUGCCCAGUGUGGCAGUGUGAGAUGCAAAGACAAGCUAAGCUGUUACUCUGUAGCAUGUAGGUAGCUUUGUCAAGUCUACUUCUGAACUUCCAAAAUGCCAUUGUUGUACAGAGAUCAUGAAUAACAUUCUGUUAAUGAAAAGAAGGUUAUGUAUUA
Messenger RNA from Ipomoea nil (Japanese morning glory), 1047 nucleotides. Its product is annotated as RNA-binding protein 42-like. The coding region runs from base 113 to 865 and encodes 250 amino acids. The record is from RefSeq and is a predicted model, not a curated record. Gene Ontology annotation, molecular function: mRNA binding. Lineage: Eukaryota; Viridiplantae; Streptophyta; Magnoliopsida; Solanales; Convolvulaceae. The transcript has 7 exons.